CUUCCCCUUCUCAGCCCUAUCUUUUCUCACCUCAAUUUUUACCCCUCGCCUCGCAUCGCAUUCCCUUUCGCCUGGUCUUGCCUCGUGCCCAACGACUCGCCGCAAUCCAGCUCGCCUCUUUGUAGGCCCCUAUCGCGACACGUCCCAGAGCUGGUUCUCGCCUAACCGUUCCUCACCGCUCUGUUCUCCCCAGAGACAAGCGACUUUCCUUCGUAUCCAUCAUCGAUACCCUCCUCGACCGAACCCCUCGGCCACCGCCCCUUACGUCGCCGUCGCCCCAGCUCACCAGCCAUCAUGGAUCCCGAAGGAGCCAGCACGCCUGGCGAGGAACGUCGCACCCAACAGCAGGUCGAUAAUGCCAUUCGCGCCAUCCGCGAGAAGAAGCCGCUGCCCGAGAUCGAUUUCUCCAUCCACACCAUGGAGGAUGGUACCCAAGUGAACACGAUGGAGCGAGUCUGCAAAGACGUACAGGCCCCCGCCAUGUUCACGCCCUCGGACGAACAGUUCUUUGAGGACGAGACCCAUACCAAGCCCGACAUCAACUUUCUCAAGCAGCACUUCUAUCGUGAAGGCCGCUUGACCGAGGAGCAGGCCCUCUGGAUUCUCAGGACCUGCACAGAGCUGCUCCGCGCCGAGCCCAACCUGCUCGAGAUGGACGCGCCCAUCACCGUCUGCGGUGACGUCCACGGCCAGUACUACGACCUGAUGAAGCUCUUCGAAGUCGGGGGCGACCCCUCCGAGACGCGAUACCUUUUCCUCGGCGACUACGUCGACAGAGGCUACUUCAGCAUCGAGUGCGUCUUGUAUCUCUGGUGCUUGAAGAUCCACUACCCCAAGACCCUGUGGCUGCUCCGCGGUAACCACGAGUGUCGCCACUUGACCGACUACUUUACCUUCAAGCUUGAGUGCAAGCACAAGUACUCCGAGGCCAUUUACGAGGCCUGCAUGGAGUCCUUCUGCUGCCUGCCCCUGGCUGCCGUCAUGAACAAGCAGUUCUUGUGCAUCCACGGUGGUCUGAGCCCCGAGCUUCACACCCUCGACGACCUGCGAACCAUUGACCGUUUCCGCGAGCCGCCCACCCAGGGCCUGAUGUGCGAUAUCCUCUGGGCUGACCCAUUGGAAGACUUUGGGCAGGAGAAGACAAGUGACUACUUUUUGCACAACCAUGUCCGCGGGUGCUCCUAUUUCUUCUCGUACCCAGCCGCGUGUGCAUUCCUCGAAAAGAACAACCUCCUUUCCGUCAUUCGAGCCCACGAAGCGCAAGAUGCGGGAUACCGCAUGUACCGCAAGACUCGUACCACGGGGUUCCCCAGUGUCAUGACCAUCUUCUCGGCGCCGAAUUACCUCGACGUCUAUAACAACAAGGCCGCUGUUCUUAAGUACGAGAACAAUGUUAUGAACAUCCGCCAGUUCAACUGCACGCCCCACCCCUACUGGCUGCCCAACUUUAUGGACGUUUUUACCUGGUCUCUGCCCUUCGUCGGUGAAAAGAUCACUGAUAUGCUCAUCGCCAUCCUCAGCACAUGCUCCGAGGAGGAGCUGAAGGAGGACGCCACUCCCUCCUCUACGUCGCCCGGCCCCAUGUCGCCACCUCUCUCGGGCGCCUCGCAAGAUCCCGAGUCGAUCGAGUACAAGAGAAGGGCGAUCAAGAACAAGAUUUUGGCCAUUGGCCGUCUUUCGCGUGUUUUCCAAGUGCUGCGCGAGGAGUCUGAGCGUGUCACCGAGCUCAAGACCGUCUCUGGCGGCAGACUGCCCGCCGGUACGCUGAUGCUGGGUGCCGAGGGUAUCAAGAACGCCAUCAACACAUUCGAGGACGCUCGCAAGGUCGAUCUGCAGAACGAGAGGCUCCCUCCCAGCCACGAUGAGGUUGUCAAGCACCAGGAGGAGGAGAGGAAGGCGGCCUUGGAGAAGGCGGCCGAAGAUGCGGCCAACGACAAGAAGCUACAGCAGCUGUCGAGGAGAUUGAGCACUGACCGUAAGAGAUGAAGACGGCAGCGUUGGGGUAGAGCUAUCUGUGAUAGAGGGCCCGCAGCGGUUGAAAGCACACUAGGGCGUCAGGCUUGGUUUGUUGCAACAAUCUAGUUCAGCUGGGAAAGCUGACAUGCGAAUACACAAUGAACUCAUUCUGCUUGAAGUCUAGUGCUGCCUGGUAGAUGAAUCAUCGUGUCGUGUUGUGACCUAGAGAUGUAACUGCUAUCUGUGUACCUGCUGGCGAGGCUUGUAAGGCUGGCACCGGUCGAGCGGUAGCAGCAACAGCUCCGAGGCGACGAUCAUGUCAAACUCGUGGUUCGCCGAGAGAGCCAACCACUGGAUGACAAGGCCUUCUGGGACAUUUUGCCCUCGUGCUUUGCGCUUCUGCGCGACCCAAGACAGUCAUAGGCGGCGUUCCGUAUUCGGGAGGGCAUAUCCUUGAAACUCGUUCGCUACCAAAUGUAUCUUGAUUAAAACACCCACAACAACA
Molecule: messenger RNA, 2461 nt
Organism: Colletotrichum destructivum
Lineage: Eukaryota; Fungi; Ascomycota; Sordariomycetes; Glomerellales; Glomerellaceae
Product: Putative calcineurin-like phosphoesterase domain, ApaH type, metallo-dependent phosphatase
Exons: 4
Coding region: 295-1986 (563 amino acids)
Biological process (GO): fungal-type cell wall organization; calcineurin-mediated signaling
Cellular component (GO): cytoplasm; calcineurin complex
Molecular function (GO): calmodulin binding; calmodulin-dependent protein phosphatase activity
Source: RefSeq, a predicted model, not a curated record